Molecule: messenger RNA, 2045 nt
Organism: Exophiala dermatitidis NIH/UT8656
Lineage: Eukaryota; Fungi; Ascomycota; Eurotiomycetes; Chaetothyriales; Herpotrichiellaceae
Product: alpha/beta hydrolase
Exons: 2
Coding region: 786-1625 (279 amino acids)
Source: RefSeq, a predicted model, not a curated record
CUCGACAAACAUUAAUGACUUGCAAUUGUCGAGACUUGUACGGUGACACCUUGCCCGAAUUGCCAGUCGGAAUUUACCACAGGUGCUUCCACUCCUGGAGCAUCCGACCAACAAUCUCGAAGAUAAUGCAUAUGGCAAUCUUUCGCGACACACGUCUGCUUAUCACAAAUCACGCUGCUCAGCGAUUCUUCACAAGUAAUAAACAACCUCGCCUCCAUCAUUUCCUUACGAAACUUGGCAACUGCAGCGCAGGUCGUGAUUACAGGCUACCGGUGUACAAUGCCAGUGGCACUUCAGUGAGAGGAACUGACGGUGGACACAAGGACAUCGUGCUCGGGCCGAUCCACUGAACGUGUCACUACUAGCUUCAUGCUGACCACUACGCACUGCUACUCGACUCCAGUACCUUUCACUAACUGUCCCCCUUCCGGUUCCUCUUCCGCACUCCGCAACACCGGAUCCAGGUAGGUACUUCUAUUACCCGCGGCAGCGAAACGGUAAGACAAGGAAGCUAUACAGUACAUGUUGAGUGACUGAGUGUUUCCAUUUUCUGUGAUUUCCUUCCAUACAUCUCUGGCAAAAUCCUCGGUUUCGUGUGAAUCACUGCAGACUCAGUCAUUAGCAGUCGAUCCAACCAGCUUUUGGCAUCAAGCAUUUGGCUAUAGAUCAAGAACAACUGUACAACUUUUUAAGCAACAUACCCAACUCUCAUCCAUCACAACUUUUAAGACACAAAAGACAAAGGACGAACACCAAGUUUGACGCAAAAGAGAAGAAAUCAAAAAAUGCCAUUCGUCACCAUCAACAACCACACGCUCCACUACACAGACAUAUCUCCCAGCGCGGAAUCAUCAGCAACACCAGAAUCAUCUCUGACCCUGGUCUUCAGCCACGGCCUCGGAUCCACGCAGAACUACUUCUACCCCAUCCUUCCGUACCUAACUCACUACCGCUGCAUCGUCUUCGACAACUACGGAGCCGGUCGCUCGAAGCUGAACGAAGGGGAUGCAGAGUCGUCGAUCCCCUCGAUCGCGAAAGAUGUCCUCGGUCUCCUUGACCAUCUCAAUGUCCGCCAGGCCGUCGUGGUAGGCUACUCCAUGGGCGCCAUUGUGCCGACCUACCUGGCCUCGACUGUGCCCGAAAGAGUCAUUGCUGCGAUCUGCAUUGGUCCCGUGAAUCCCAACCCGAGCGUCGGAGAUGUAUUUAAGCAACGUAUUGCCACUGUGGAACAAGGCGGCAUCGAAACCAUGGCCAACACCAUCCCCAACACCGCGACCGGGCCCAAAGCCACCGCCCUCCAAAAAUCCUUCAUCCGCGAAAUGAUCAUCGGCCAAUCACCGCAAGGAUACAUCGCCAACUGCCGCGCCAUCGCGGCCGCCACCCCGCCCGACUACGCCAAAGUCCAAUGUCCCGUCCUGAUUAUCGCCGGCGACCACGACAAGAGUGCCCCGCUGGCCGGGUGCAAAGCCAUCCACGAGUCCUUGGGCACUUCUUCUCACACUCGGAAAAGACUCGAGGUCUUGCCCGACGUCGGCCAUUGGCAUUGUGUCGAGGCUCCUGAUCAAGUUGGGCCUUUGAUUCGUGACUUUUGCCGCGCCUUGCCCGCCGUGGCUGGACAAUCAUAGUUAGCUACAGGUGUCUAGUAUGCAAUAUGUUACUUGCAUGUACUUGAGCGUCCAGUAUAUCGCUAGUAUCUACUGUACCUUAACCUGUUACCUAGGUAGCAAACCUGGAGUGAGUAUGACAUACAUCAGAUAACAUCUGGAAAGUCCUUAUUGGGUGGAUCAAAAAAGUGAACUUCUACGAGAACGAGGUGAUUGAUGGAUUUCAUCACGUACGUUGGUAGUACUUAAGUGUAUAUACUGGUACUCGUACAUACUGAAUGGGUCAGCUGUAGCUGGACCUCCGUGCUGAGCCACUGCAUGGCAAUUGCAAGACAAAUGUUGCAAAACCAUGCGCGUACUAGCACCAGUGAAGCCUGGUCACACAAAAGCAUCAAUAUAGAUAGAAAUAACCUGAAAAAAGCCGUUAUAUCUUUGCUCAAG